AUUUCAAGAUCUGUAAAGCAGAAAAUGAAAACUAAAUUGUAGACUAGACAAAAUAGUAAUAGGAUGUCCAGAAUAGAUGAAGACAGAGUGAGAACAUUGAGCGCAAAUUGUCAUGAGAAAGAUUAGUAGUUGGGAGGGACAAAUAGCCCAUGGGUCGUACACAAAGAGAUCUAGAGGUCUGAAAGAUGUGUCUCUCAGGGGAGGGGCAGAGAAAGAGGCUUUCUGGCUGAAGAAAGAGACCCCCACCCCCUACCCACUUCAAUAGACUCCACGCCAAUCUGCUGUGCCUGAAAGCAGAACUUAGUAGCCACUGAGCCUAGAGACGGAAUUGCCGCGACCGAGACACGGGAGGCAAAUUAUGGUGUGAGAAUACGGGUUGGCGUCAUGUAUGCUAGUGGAGAAUGGCAAAACAGAGACAAUUGACUAAGAUAGUCCAUUUAAGCAGGUAGUGCCAUGGAAUUUGUUCAUAGUACAUGUGUGCGCCACCAGUGCUAAAAAAGAGUGCUGAUAUACUGGUUGGAUCAUCUUAGAUCAGGUGCUGGAAAAAAAAUACCACGUUGAGUGCCCGCAUUGAUAAAUCCAAGAUGUUGGACCAAGGAACUGUGCUGGUUUGGGAAUGGCAGGAUGAAGACCAUCUCUGGAAGCCAUACAGUCCACAGGUUGCCCACUAUAUCGAACAGGUGCUCCAGGAGACUCCACGAGCUAAUUCAGUGAGCUUAGGCGAAGCUGACGCAAAUCUAACCCCGUACAUAUUGGACUUGAUCUCUAUGAACCAGUUCCGCCUAGACACGGGUACACUGUAUCCAGUCAGACGGGUGAAGUUCCCCCUCUUCAGUGCACCAGGACAGGGUAUAACAUGGGAAUUUGAGGAAAAUCCUGGACAGUGGGUUCCAUUUGAGACAAGAUUAUCCGUUUUAAUCCAAGGGGUUUUAGAAAAGCAACAGCCUGGUGUCCGUCUUGGGGAACCCUGCAGUGGCACUAAUAUCUGCUUUCAAACCAUGACCAAAAUGGAAUUUCCGUCACAGAAGAGGACUAGGGUCCGUGCUCGUGGCCAUUACCCAUACCCUUCUGCUAGCAAGAAUCCUGUACCAGCUGACCUACAGUCGGGUUUACCACUUCAGCAAAAUUAUGUUAUCAAGUCUAAGAUUGAGCCAUUUCAUCUUAAAGCAGAAGUGAUUGGUAACAGUCCUGAAUCACUUAACUUCAACAAUAUAGGAGUAGACUCCAAUACCAAGGUAGUGAAUUAUAAUUUUGGGACAAUACACUCUAAAAUUGGACUUUCAAAUUCUAAUCAUGGAUCAGUAAUAUAUAAACAUGGUCCAGAUAGUUCUAACAAUAUAUUGGUAAAUUCCAGUGCUGGUCUAAUGAACUCAAAUUCUGGCUUCACUUACUGUAAAACACAAGAAAUAUCAAACAAUGGCUUAGAUGGUUAUAGUCCUGUAGUAAGAAAUUCAAAAGAAGGACUACAAAAUACAGGAUGUGCACACGCUAAUCCUAGAUUGAUGAAGUCUGAAUCUAGGCCUACUAAAUGUUCCAGCCAUUGGGAUGAAUUGGUUAGGAUUGAUUCUGGACCUUCUAACCCGUGGGAUGAAUUAGUAAAUUCUCUUUCCACACCUUCAAACCCAUGGGAUGAAUUAGUUAGAUGUGAUUCUAGACCAGGGGAUUCUAGGACUGGACUGGAAAGGUCAAAUUCUAGGUAUGCAGAUUCUAGGCUUUCUCUAAAUAGGUCUAAUUCUAGGCCUGCUAAACCUGGAUUCAUUGACUAUUAUUCAAGAUCUGCUGACUCUAGGCCAAUUAACCUGCAUUCUGGAAUGACCUAUUGUAAACCUACAGCAUCCAGCAGAAAUCUGUCUAGGUCUGUUUCAGUUAGAACCAGCAGGAGCCCCCCACCUUGCACUUGUCCUCAGUGUGUCUUGGUGCAGACUGUAAAAUCAUCUAGCUGGCCUGGAAUGCAACCAGGUAAAAGACCAGAGGGAGGGCAGCAAGAGAGAAGAUGCAAGACAGGCAAUUUAAGGAUUCCAUUGGUACCACUUAGUAACAUUCAAGGUUCAGGAAAGAUCCCUCCAGCGCUGGCAGGAAUAAGUGGCCUCUUGAUUAGUGCAGUGGGUCUUCCCAUAUGUCUAUCUGUUCCACAAACCCCUAUACUUUGCCCGCCACCUUUUAAGAAAAGAGAGAUACGUCCUGUACCUGGCAUCAUGGGAAGCAGUCGCAAAAUCAGCAACAAAAAGGGUAAGAAGCCAGAAGAAAUUGUAAAGCAGUUUCUUUUGCAAGUUAAGAUUCCUCCACUGGAGGAUUGUGCUGUGUGCUUACGCCCCCUUUCUGAGCGUGAAGUUGGCAAGUUAUACCGCUGUUCUCAUACCAACCAUGUCAGAUGCCUGGCAUCUCUAUACAAGGAUGGUACCCUGCGUUGUCCAGCAUGUCGUACAUUGUAUGGGAUUAAGUUAGGCUCCCAGCCUCCUGGAAAGAUGUCCUUUCACCUGAUCCCACACUCUUUGCCUGGACAUGCUGAUUGCCAGACCAUUCGUAUUACCUUCCAUAUUACCCCUGGUAUACAGGGUCAUGGGCAACCAAAUCCAGGGAUGAAAUUUUCUGCUCCUGACUUCCCUCUUUGUUGUUACUUGCCCAACACAGAGAAAGGUAGAGAGGUUCUGCGUCUCCUCAUAGAAGCCUGGGAUCAUCGCCUUCUAUUCCCUCUCCAAACAUCACGUGCACCCGGGGUGCCGGAUCGCGUGUCCACAUCUCGCAUCCCACUGAAGACAGAAUUUGGCUCCAACCUGACAGGGAAGGGUUAUCCAGAUCCCCAAUACCUGGACAGUGUUCUGCGACAGCUCCGUGACUGGGGCAUGACAGGACAGUGAACAGGGAGAACCAGUGUUACUCCAGCUUACUUUGCUGGUGAUAUCUACAUGGUUACAUUAACCAGUUGUUCUGCAUGUCUCUGCUUUUAGUGCAGAGUAGAGUAUUUACACUAUUGUAUAAAUAUAUUUGUAUUCUUUUUUCUCCAGCAACCGAUAUGGGUAGUAUGGAGGCUUUUUUACAUUUUUUGUUAUUUCAUUGUACAAACAUGUAGCAAAUUCUAGAAAACCAUGAGAGGCGCAUAAUAAGGCUUUUAAGCAGUAAGGAAUUAACUGGUUUCAGAAAUGUGAAACUAGGAUAUAUAUCAUGUUAAAACAUAAUUUACAAGUAUAAUUUUGCUAACCGUUUGAAUAUACAAGACUUCAACUGCCUGCUGAGACUUCUGACCCUUUUCUCAGCUGCUAGAUGUAAGUCCAUCUCUAAGAGAUGCUGUAUAGUUGUAAAGUGAUUAUCUAUUAGGCUCAGUCCUGAUAACUCUUUCUUCAUUGUUCCAGGAAAGAUUAGCACCCUCAAUUGACAGCAUUUCAUUUUUAUUGAUUGUUUGUUCAUUUCUAAAAGAGAAUUGGUUAAUUCCCUGGGUCUAGAUGCUGCCUGUCUUUAUUGCAGUUUUAUGUAACAGUUUGAAGGAUUUUAUAUUCUGAAGGAAAUUGAAAGGACCAUCUAUGAUCUAGUCCUGCCCAGAAUAUCCAUACGGAAGUGGUGUGGAUAGUAAACCCAUAAGAAACGCAUGGACAAUAUUCACAAUCUAAAUGCUUCCUAAAGUUCUGUUCUAGAUACCAUUUGACUAUACAGUGUGUUUGGAAUUCUUUUUUAACACACACAAAAAAGGCCCAUGUUAGUAAUUUGUAUGUUUUCUAGUUUUGUUACCCCAAUCCAAUCUACUAAACAAACACACAUGCCAUAUUAUACUGCCUGUGGUAAGGAAUAGAAUUGUGUAUCACUCAGCCAGACACUCUGAUUAAACAAAGUGUAUGUAAGAAGGGACUUCUUACAUAGGCUUACAUUAAAAAACAACUGCUCAGUGUGGUGUUUGAGCUUGAAAAGGCAAAGAAAAAUAUUGUAUGGCUUGAUAAAAACCCCUGAGCGGGUUGAAAUGUCACCACACGUUUGGAAUUAAAUUGCACUCAUUUAUCGUA
Messenger RNA from Spea bombifrons (plains spadefoot toad), 3992 nucleotides. Its product is annotated as E3 ubiquitin-protein ligase DTX4-like. The coding region runs from base 585 to 2858 and encodes 757 amino acids. The transcript is spliced from 9 exons. NCBI's taxonomy places the organism in Eukaryota, Metazoa, Chordata, Amphibia, Anura, Pelobatidae. Gene Ontology annotation, biological process: Notch signaling pathway; protein ubiquitination. The record is from RefSeq and is a predicted model, not a curated record. Gene Ontology annotation, cellular component: nucleoplasm. Gene Ontology annotation, molecular function: zinc ion binding; ubiquitin protein ligase activity.